Molecule: messenger RNA, 2416 nt
Organism: Gallus gallus (chicken)
Lineage: Eukaryota; Metazoa; Chordata; Aves; Galliformes; Phasianidae
Gene: IFT43
Product: intraflagellar transport 43
Exons: 10
Coding region: 1695-2276 (193 amino acids)
Biological process (GO): intraciliary retrograde transport
Cellular component (GO): cilium; intraciliary transport particle A
Source: RefSeq, a predicted model, not a curated record
UCGCCGCGCCGCCCGCGGGCUCCGCCGGCCGAGCGCAGCGCCGCGCCCCGGCCCCGCCUGCACACUGCCCCGCCGCCGCGCUCGCCGCUGAAAUUUUAUACCUCCCUCCCAUGACGUCCCCGGGACGGGGCUCGCGCGGGGGAGGGAUCUCCAAGCCCGGCCUUCGCCCGCGGCGCCGCGCUGAUGGCUUCAGCAGGCGCGCGGCGAUCGCCGCCCUCCAGCCGCCUCCUCCUCCUCCUCCUCCUCCUCAGCCGCCGCCGCCCCCCGCGCGGACGGCGGCGCCGGGCUCCGCGCCCCGGGCUGGGCCCCUCCGACGUGGCCGAGGCGGCCUCCGCGGCGGCGGCGCGCGGGCGCCCCCUUCUGGCGGCGGGCGGGCGCGGAGCCGGGCCCUUCGCGGUGGUCCGCCGCUCCUCCCCUUUCCAGCGGCGAGAUCGCGUUAAAAGCGGCAGAAAUACCCCGAAUAGUUUCCCGAUGCGGUUUCUUUCCGAGAGAGGCAGGGAAGGAGGGGCCGGCGGGCAGGCGGCCCCUGAGGCGCUGGUGGGCGCUGGCGGGUCCCGCGGGGCCCCGCGCUGGCGGCCCGCGGAGGGGUCGGGGCAGCCGCCUCGCGAGCCCGCCGCCCGCGGCAGGGGUCCGGCGGACAGGAUGUCGGCCCCGGGCGCCCGCCCGGCUCCGGUCACGCGUUGGGAUCCACGCCCUCGGGACCCCGCGGGCUCCUCUCCCGGGGCACGGCCCGCUGCCCACCCGCCACGCCUGGCUCCCCGCCUGCCCGCAGCCUGCGGGCCUGGUGCCCGCUGCCCUCCUUCUCCACCCUGCGCUGCUCGCUGCCGGGCCCUCCGAGAGCUCGAUGUGCCCUAGAGAUGCUGAAGGGCGGCCCGACUCCCUUGUGGCCGACGUGGUGCCUGGAGAGACACUUUUCCAGAAACACGGGCCCUGGUUGGGAGUGUGGCUGGUGGGGAUCUGCUGCUGCUGGGCUCUUCUGCUUGAGCUGCGGCCGCCAGGCAUGGAAGAGGCUCUAUGGGAGCCCUUAGGGUGGCUGGGAGCAUUGCACUCGAGGGGUCACAUCAUACUGGAGGCCACGCUGACCGGUAGCGCUGAUGGCUCUGGGUUGUUGCAGCCCACUCGCCGCAGCGCGGCAUGGUGAGUUAUUGGCCAGUGCAGAGAUAGGAAUAGGAAUUGUGAGCUGAUGAGGGCAGCUCCCCCAAUGGCUGGGCCCGGGUGCAGGUGUCAGUAAGGAUCUUGGCACGCCACAGUGGAUGCGUGAACGAUAUUGGCUGCUCACCCAAAGCUGGGAGCUUUGUCAGCACGAGGGCGACCAAGAUGUCCUGUAGGAGGGGGUUGGGCAGCUGUCUCUUGUUAUGGCAGCCAUGGGUUGCUGUGCCUCCCUGCGGCAGCGCGAUGCCUGCAGUCCCAUGUCAGGCCAGGAGCCCAGCUAGCUGCCCUUCAGCACCCCAACUACGGCAGCCAUGUGUCAACCCACUGAGCGAUGUGUGGGCUCCCCACUGCAGCUACAGCGUGCUGCUGAAGGUGGGUGGGAACAGCACGUGGUGGUGCUCAGGCGUGAUGGCUUUCCCAGGCUCCUUGUGUGCAAGUGGAGGACAAGAUACAGCUCUGUUCAUAGGCUCCAUUAAGAAGCAGUCAGCAGCACAGUGCUGGGGGGCUCUGCUAGUCCUGCUCCAUGCAGCCAGGUGCCCAGGAUGGGCCGGCGGGCUCGCCAGGACGUCUUCUCUGGUGAGAGUCUCAGCAGGAAGAACUCCUCUUCUGCGUCCACGGGAGAGGAUGAAGACCCUGAGGAAAAGAUUGACCAUGAACCACCACCUAAACCCCCACGCCGGCAAGGAGGCUGGGCAGUCGAUCCUGUACUGGCACCUACCAAGUCAGGAAAAAAGCAUGCAGAAGAAGUAGAAGACCAUCGUCUCAGGCAGCAGAGCCAGGAAGUAUCAAGUGAGGGAGGAGAUAUUCCUGUGAUCCCUGACUUAGAGGAAGUCCAGGAGGAAGAUCUGGCUAUGCAAGUGGCAGCUCCCCCCAGUGUGCAGGUGAACCGAGUGUUGACCUACCAUGACUUGGACAAAGAUCUUAUGAAGUAUGCUGCCUUUCAGACUCUGGAUGGAGAGGUUGACCUGAAGCUUCUCACCAAAGUCUUGGCUCCAGAACAUGAGCUACGGGAGGAUGAUGUCUGCUGGGAUUGGGACCAUCUCUUCACAGAGGUAUCCUCAGAACUAGUAACCGAGUGGGACGUGGGACAGUCUGAGAGAGAGGACCACCUCAGUGUACCCUAGAGCACUGAUACACCAGAUAUCUCCUCAUGUACACAUUCCCUGUAAAUAGUUUAGCACUUUAAUUUUCUAUUCACUUGUUUGUAUUUGAGUAUAUAUUUCAGACGUGGAAAUAAAUAGAGCUUGCUCUGUAGGAAAACUGG